AAUAUCAAGUCGACAGAGUGUGAAUGUCCUAAGGGCGCUUUCAAGUGCAGUCAUGCCGCAGCUGUGUUCAUUUACGCCAUACAUCAUGUAAGUCGUACGGACAUCGAAUGUCGAUGGAACAAGCCAAAAAAGCCAACUUGCCCUGCAGUUCGGGACGUCACUGAGAUGUUUCCUCCUCCGAAACAGUACUGUGCUCUAUCGAGAGAACCUACGCAAGCAGAUCGUUCAUCCAUUUACCGAUCGUUAUGUAAAUAUGGAAAGUUCACAGGACUAUGGUGGAUUCUGAGCCCUGAACCUGAACCGGUGACGUUACCAAUGCUUACAAUCGAAGAAAUAAUUUAUUCUGAUGGCUUCCUUCAAGCCCAUGGAAAGGAAGAUCAGCUCUCUUUUUUAAGGAAAAAUGCAAAAUUCAAAGUAGUACUAUACAAGAAAUAGCAAAACUCACAGUGGGUCAAAGAGAGAAUCCAGCAUGGUCAAUGCUUAGAAAGGGAAGACUCACAGCUAGUAAUUUUGGUCCUGUCUUAGCAGCCAAGAGAGUUUCACAAUCACUCUUGAAAAGACUCAUGGGCGAGUAUGAUUUAUCUGGAGUCAAAGCCAUCACAUGGGGAGUCAACAAUGAAAAAGAAGCUGUGAAUGCAUUUGAGAUGUCAAAUUGUUUAAAAGUUGAACCAACAGGAAUUUGGUUUGAAGAGUCAGGUAUUCUUGGUGCCACACCUGAUGGUCUAGUU
Molecule: messenger RNA, 728 nt
Organism: Pocillopora meandrina
Lineage: Eukaryota; Metazoa; Cnidaria; Anthozoa; Scleractinia; Pocilloporidae
Source: the annotation of a GenBank genome assembly